This is a messenger RNA of Neoarius graeffei (lesser salmon catfish), 1206 nucleotides long. Its product is annotated as syntaxin-11-like. Bases 92 to 988 code for a protein of 298 amino acids. Gene Ontology annotation, cellular component: SNARE complex; synaptic vesicle; plasma membrane. The record is from RefSeq and is a predicted model, not a curated record. The transcript has 2 exons. NCBI's taxonomy places the organism in Eukaryota, Metazoa, Chordata, Actinopteri, Siluriformes, Ariidae. Gene Ontology annotation, molecular function: SNAP receptor activity; SNARE binding. Gene Ontology annotation, biological process: exocytosis; synaptic vesicle fusion to presynaptic active zone membrane; intracellular protein transport.
UUAAUGUGUCGUGUAGAAACACAAAUAUAUGUUUAUGCAGCUUUUUAUAAACCCUGCUAAUUUAAAAUAAACAGGUCACGUGACUGGCUGUAUGAAGACGGUAAAAACAGCCAUGAGGGACAGACUAGGCCACCUUCAGGCGUUCUUGGCAUCCAGCAGUCAUGUAGAUAUCCAGAAAAGUGCAACAGCAGACCCAAUUUCAUUGAAGGAGCGGCAUGAAGAACCACCUCAGGAACAUGACGCCAACCCUGAGAUGGAGGCUAUAUUUGAUGAGGCUAAUCACAUUCGCCAUGAGAUUCAACUCAUCGUUUUAGAUGUGAAGCAUCUCGAAGAGCAGAACUCUCAUGUUUGGAAUGAGCUACCAACUUCUAGCGCUGUGAAGCAAGACACUAAUGCCAUUGCUGAGAGCAUCAAGUCUCGUGCUAAAGAAGUGCUUGAGCGUCUUCGCAGCAUGGAUACGCAUGCUAGCGAGCUGGAGAAGAAGCAUGGGAUCAACAGUGCCCUUUAUCGGAUCGCACGAACACAGUAUGCUGGUUUGAGCAGCAUCUUCCGUGAUGCGAUGAUGGAAUACAACAGGGCAGAGAUGAGCUACAGGGAAACAUGCAAAACGCAUAUCCAGAGGCAGAUGGAGAUUGUGGGGCGAGAGGUGACGAAUGAGCAGAUUGAAGACAUGCUCACUAAUGAGCAGUGGAACGUUUUUAGUGAGAAUGUCGUCGUCGCAGAGGGGAAAACAGUUGAGUCUGCCUUCAGUCAAAUCGAAAACCGACACACGGAGCUGCUGGAACUGGAAAAGCGCAUAAAGAACAUCCAUGAAGUGUUUCUUGACAUGGCCAUGCUAGUAGAAGAACAGAACAGCAUGAUUGACUCCAUACAGACAAAUGUUCAAAAAACUGAUGCAGAUAUAAAGAAUAUGCUGGAAAAGCUUGGAAAGGCCAAGAAAUAUGAUCGGAGCAACCCCUUCAAGAAGAUCUUUUUUAGGAAGCGCUAAUCAAUACAUAAUUGCGUAGUUUAUCAUUUUAGGACUUUGCCUUUUGUUGUGAUUUAAUUGUGUACUGUGAGUUUUUUUUAAUUAGUUUUUUUAUUUGCAUUCAUCAUAUGAUAAUAUUAAAUGGAGGAUAAAAUGCCUGCACUGACUGUUACUAAUAUUCUAAUACUGUGGAUAGUAAAUCAACCAAUUUUUUUUUUUAAUCUCAGGCUAUAAAGAUU